Messenger RNA from Podarcis raffonei (Aeolian wall lizard), 2012 nucleotides. Its product is annotated as sulfotransferase 1A1-like. The transcript is spliced from 10 exons. Gene Ontology annotation, molecular function: sulfotransferase activity. Gene Ontology annotation, biological process: sulfation. Lineage: Eukaryota; Metazoa; Chordata; Lepidosauria; Squamata; Lacertidae. Gene Ontology annotation, cellular component: cytoplasm. The coding region runs from base 529 to 1416 and encodes 295 amino acids. The record is from RefSeq and is a predicted model, not a curated record.
GGCUAAGCGAAGAGAGGGCACUUGGGGGUCUGGGAAGCUCUUAAAGAGGCAGCACUCCGUUAAUCCACCGUGCUUGAAAGCAACCCUUAAGCCUUGAUCGGAAUGCCAGCAUUGUUUGGGGUUCGUUUUUGUUUGGGGGGCUGGGGAUCUAGGAAUUCCCAGCAUCAAAGAUUGCUAUAUAUAUUUAGUGUUUCACAAUGAAAACCCUUCCCUUUGCUUUGCUGAAGCAGAAGGGUUGCCUUGAUCUCAGCGGCACCUCGGCAAAGCCACCAGCAGCUCUCCACUGUCCCACCCCGGAAUAAUUCACCCCGGGAGAUCUUCUCCGCCCAUUCCUGGUCCACGCCCCACAAACCGGAUUCGGGAGCGCUUCAGCUCCCAAAUCAGCGCCAGCCGCCGAACCAUCACCAGCGCCUCAAGAUCAAGAUAUUUCAGUUCCCUCGCAGUGAAAUCCCAGUUUCUUGCAGUUAUCUGAUCCUAUUAUUCAGCCCUGCCUCAGAAAUCCCUGCCAACUCCAGUCAAAGGGGAAGGAUGAAGCCCGAUGCAGAGCCUGAGCGCCCGCCGCUGGUUUACGUCCAGGGGGUUGGCAUGAUCAAGACAUUUGCUGAUGUCUUGGAAGAGGUGAAGGACUUCCAAGUUCAUCCGGGGGACUUGCUGAUCUCCACGUACCCGAAGUCUGGAACUACCUGGGUGAGCCAGGUCAUCGACCUGAUCUAUAAAGAAGGCAACGUGGAGAAAUGCAGCCACGAACCCAUCUACCAGCGAGUCCCUUUCUUGGAGUUUGCUGUUGAAGGAGUUCCCAAAGGCAUUGAUCUGCUCAGAAAAGCACCUCGGCCAUGUCUAAUUAAAACACAUCUUCCUGUCCAAUUGCUUCCAAAAUCAUUCUGGGAAACGGAUUGCAAGAUGAUCUACGUGGCCAGAAACGCCAAAGACGUGGCUGUCUCGUAUUAUUACUUCUACCAAAUGGCAAAAGUGCAUCCUGAUCCGGGAACGUGGGACGAAUUCCUGGAGAAGUUUAUGGCUGGAGACAUCUCUUUUGGAUCCUGGUACGACCAUGUCAAAGGCUGGUGGGACAAGAGGAAUGAACAUAAGAUGCUCUACCUUUUCUAUGAAGACUUGAAAGAGAAUCCUCAGCGGGAGAUCCGAAAAGUAAUGGAAUUCCUGGAGAGGCCCCCUGAUGACCGCCUGGUCGAGAAGAUUGCUCACCACACCUCCUUCAAAGAGAUGCAGAAGAACCAAAUGGCCAAUUACACAAGCAUCCCAGCCACGAUUAUGGACCACAGUAUCUCCCCUUUCAUGAGGAAAGGAAUCACUGGCGAUUGGAAGAACAAGUUCACAGUGGCUCAAAAUGAGCGCUUUGAUGCUGAUUACAAGAGGCAGAUGGAAGGAACGACCCUGCACUUCCGGACAGAAAUUUGAUCUGUCUGACUUCCCUUUUUGGAUUGUAAACUGUUUGGUGCCAGGAGAACACCCUGUGGAAGAUGCCACCAUGUGCCUUGAUGGUGUAAAGAUGAAGAUCAAGCCAAGAUGCCUUCAUGACCCCUUCAAGAAACAGCCAGUUUCCCAAAGUGCUGCUAUGUAGUUUUUCCAGCCACUGUGUAGCUUUGGAGCUGUCACUGCUUAUCAGGCUGUGUCUAGAACAACCACAAACUAAUGUUCAGCUCAAUUUAUAGCCCAGUAAGCUGUGAAUCCUUGACCUCCCUUCCUAGACAGCAGAUGCAGGAAGGCGUUCAAGAAAAUCUGGUUGCUACAUUCCAAACGGAACGUCUCUUUUUUUGCCUCUUUUUUUUUGUCUCUUCUCUCUCUGUCCUGCUUUGACCCUGGAGAGGCUUUUUAAAAAUAGAACGAUCUGGUCUCAAAGAAGCCCACUUUUUAUAGAAUUUUAGCAGAGACAUAUAUUUUGCAUUACUUAAGCAGAGUGCAUGACGUGCACUUAACAAAAGGUCCCAAAUCGUCAGGUUUAUACUCUGCUCAUAUCUCGUAUCCCCACCAUUAAUAAAUACUUUUAUUGAAAA